Molecule: messenger RNA, 1026 nt
Organism: Diaporthe amygdali
Lineage: Eukaryota; Fungi; Ascomycota; Sordariomycetes; Diaporthales; Diaporthaceae
Product: fungal specific transcription factor domain-containing protein
Exons: 2
Coding region: 1-1026 (341 amino acids)
Biological process (GO): positive regulation of transcription by RNA polymerase II
Molecular function (GO): DNA-binding transcription factor activity, RNA polymerase II-specific; sequence-specific DNA binding; zinc ion binding
Source: RefSeq, a predicted model, not a curated record
AUGCAGAUUUCAACAGCAUCGUCUUCUCACCUGCGCCUGGAUCACACACCUAUUGCCAAGCUUCGGGAAGUGAUCGCAGCUCCUGUUGCUCGGAUCCGUUAUACCCAGUGUGAUGCCCGUCUCCCAGCUUGUCAGAAUUGUCAUAAAUCCGGCCUCUCAUGCUCUUUCUACGACGAUGUGCUGCAGCAAGAUGUUCCGAGAAGUCACAUCAAGAGCCUCUAUGACCGCAUUGAGGAGCUCAAGGCUAUCGUUGCAGUCCAUCACACACAUUCUCAGAACAACGACAACACUACAUCGGGCCCCACAGAUUCCGGCGGUGCAUUCCAAUUCGUCUUGCCUUCCCGCAAUGGCACCCUUUUUCUCGAGCAGUCUCCUCCAGUCAUCAUAGGCGAUGCCACCGUCCGCAAGCUGCUUAACCAGGGUGUUAAGAUCGAGUCACCUUUUCUGGUCCCGGGCAAUCUGAACCCCGAAGAAGAGGGCAUCAACGUUUUUGCAGCAUCUAGGUUCGAUAGGGCCUCAGUAACACCCAACACGGUUCGCUUGUUACUAGCUCACUACGUUCGGUGCGUCGAGCCGGCUCUCCCGGCUAGUAUCACCCUGCCUGACGAGAAUGAGGCGAGCCUGAAGCAAAUGGGAGAAGCAGACAGGUGCUGCGUUCUUCUAGCCUGCGCAAUCGCUGCUACUCACAAGAGCUAUUACGCGCCGGCCUGGAAAAUUGUAGCGUCAACCUGCCGUGAGUGGGGCGGUGAGCUCGCUGCUCAGUUCGUGACGAAGCCGAAUGAUCAUAUCGUCGUCAUUUUGCUGCUGCUCAUCAUCUAUGAGCUUGCGGAUCCUGAAAGAGGCCUCAUAUGGGAGCUUUUAAGCUUCGCAACCAGGUCCUGCCUGGAACUCGGCUGGCAUCGCACGGACGAGCAAGCCAUACACCCAUUACCAGGGCCCACAUUACCGGCAAGCUCUCAAACGAGACGACUGCCGCCAGAAACCAAGAAGCGAACGCUGUCUGUGCUGAUCUAUAUUGAAAGGUGA